Molecule: messenger RNA, 4685 nt
Organism: Mus musculus (house mouse)
Lineage: Eukaryota; Metazoa; Chordata; Mammalia; Rodentia; Muridae
Gene: Bcl6
Product: B cell leukemia/lymphoma 6
Exons: 10
Coding region: 1489-3612 (707 amino acids)
Biological process (GO): positive regulation of regulatory T cell differentiation; regulation of apoptotic process; positive regulation of lymphocyte activation
Cellular component (GO): nucleoplasm; paraspeckles; nucleus
Molecular function (GO): identical protein binding; DNA-binding transcription factor binding; DNA-binding transcription factor activity
Source: RefSeq, marked validated
ACAGUCCUACCACUCGGCCCCGGCCGAAACUUCCCUGGCUUCGAAGUGGAUGGGCAGCAGUGCCAGCCGAUCGCCAGGGGGUGGGCGGUCCCAGGAAGACAGGUACAGCUAGGUGCGGCGAGCGAGUCUGCGCAAGCUUGCCUGGCAUCAGGGCUGGGGUUUGUGCGGGUGUGUGUGAACAGGCUAGCGCGGCUGCCACUCCACUCCCCUCCCCAAAGGGAAAGAAAGGAGCAUUGGCUCUAGUGCUCUUUUCCCCUCGACUCUCAGAUUCUCUCUCCCUCUCUCUUUCUGUCUCUCUUCCUUCCCACUGGAAACUCCUUACUUGAAGCUGCCUUAUUCAAAGCACACUAGGAAAGUGCCCCAGGGAGGGAAAGGAUGCAUGGAUGGGUUAGUUUACGUCUCAGUUGGGGAUUACUGAGGCUGGACCCGGCAUUAGAGGGAAACCCAUUCUGGUUCAGCUGUCCUUGCCGGUCUGACUCUCCUUGGGGUUGUUUGCAUAGGACUUUAUUGGAGAAUUGUUUUGAGAUCUUGGGCAAGAGCUUGUUUUGGGAGCCUCAGUUUCCUUUAUAGUGAAUCCUGGCCGUUAUAAAGAUGUGGUCCAAUGAUGAGCGGGAGAGGGAAGAGUGAUUUGUCCAAGCCAGCUGAAUGGGGUAGGGCUUUCCUAUCUGCAGUGUCUGGAAGGAAGUAGCAUUCAGCUCCAGAGUUAGCCCCCACCCUAGGGAGUUGUGGAACCUGCUGAGACCAUUUGGCUGACAGAGAAGUGAAUCUUUUGAGAGGGGGUGAUUCCAAAGAGCAGUCUGCCCUCCUGUGUGCUUGGGCUUUGUUGAUGGAGAGGGGCUUAAGGUAAAAAGCCCAAGGCCAGCCUGUCAGAGUACAUAGAAGGGCUACCUUUGUUGGUUGGUUUGUUUGUUUGUUCGUUUGCCUCGUUCCUUGUCUGGAGUGAGUCAUUACCACUUGUCCGUCCCGGUGAAACGGCAAAUCUGGGCUUCCCGUGGUUCCAAAAGUCUGUGACUGGAAAGCCACAAGUGAGCUGGUGGUUGAAGCUCAGCCCGACGAUUCCAGAAGGGCUUGUGGAGCUCUUCCACAGGAAGCAGGAGAGAGUUAGUAAAUAAACUUCACGUGUCUUCAGCAUUUAUUUUCAAAAGAGACAGUCAUUGGACCUGGGUGAGGACCAAGUGAACUCUUUUUUGCUCACUCUGAGUCAGGACGGGUUCAAGAAGAAAUCAGUUCCUUUUGUCUUUUUCUGUCCUCUCUCCCCCUCCAUUUCCUACCCCAGACCCACUCACUCACUCACUCACUCACUCACUCACUCACUCGCACGAAUGUAAUAACCUUGAAGCUGAAGAGAUUGAGUGACUGGCUCUUAAGACCACAGAGAAAUAUCUGAGGGUUUGGUUACAGAGUCAAAGAAACCUCACAUUUUAAAGUGCACAUUUGGUUUUAAAGCAAAAUUUUGGACUGUGAAGCAAGGCACUGGGCAAACACAACAUGGCCUCCCCGGCUGACAGCUGUAUCCAGUUUACCCGGCACGCUAGUGAUGUUCUUCUCAACCUUAAUCGCCUCCGGAGUCGGGACAUCUUGACGGACGUUGUCAUCGUGGUGAGCCGUGAGCAGUUUAGAGCCCAUAAGACAGUGCUCAUGGCCUGCAGCGGCCUGUUCUACAGUAUCUUCACUGACCAGUUGAAAUGCAACCUUAGUGUAAUCAAUCUAGAUCCUGAAAUCAGCCCUGAGGGGUUUUGCAUCCUCCUGGACUUCAUGUACACAUCUAGGCUCAACCUGAGGGAAGGCAAUAUCAUGGCGGUGAUGACCACAGCCAUGUACCUGCAGAUGGAGCAUGUUGUCGACACAUGCAGGAAGUUCAUCAAGGCCAGUGAAGCAGAAAUGGCCCCUGCACUUAAACCUCCCCGUGAAGAGUUCCUGAACAGCCGGAUGCUGAUGCCCCAUGACAUCAUGGCCUACCGAGGUCGUGAGGUCGUGGAGAACAAUAUGCCACUGAGAAAUACUCCCGGGUGUGAGAGCAGAGCUUUUGCUCCUCCUCUGUACAGUGGCCUGUCAACACCACCAGCCUCUUAUCCCAUGUACAGCCAUCUCCCGCUCAGCACCUUCCUCUUCUCUGAUGAGGAGCUCCGAGAUGCCCCCCGAAUGCCUGUGGCCAACCCUUUUCCCAAGGAGCGUGCCCUCCCCUGCGACAGUGCCAGGCAAGUCCCUAAUGAGUAUAGCAGGCCAGCCAUGGAGGUGUCCCCCAGUUUGUGUCACAGCAACAUCUACUCGCCCAAGGAGGCAGUCCCAGAGGAGGCUCGGAGUGACAUACACUACAGUGUGCCUGAGGGCCCCAAGCCUGCUGUCCCUUCUGCUCGGAAUGCUCCAUACUUCCCCUGUGACAAAGCCAGCAAAGAAGAAGAGAGACCUUCUUCGGAGGAUGAGAUUGCCCUGCAUUUCGAGCCCCCCAAUGCACCCUUGAACCGGAAGGGUCUGGUUAGUCCCCAGAGUCCCCAGAAAUCCGACUGCCAGCCCAACUCACCCACAGAGUCCUGCAGCAGCAAGAACGCCUGCAUCCUUCAGGCCUCUGGCUCUCCGCCAGCCAAGAGCCCCACUGACCCGAAAGCCUGCAACUGGAAGAAGUAUAAGUUCAUCGUUCUCAACAGCCUCAAUCAGAAUGCCAAACCCGAGGGCUCUGAGCAGGCAGAGCUGGGUCGCCUCUCCCCUCGAGCCUACCCUGCACCGCCCGCUUGCCAGCCGCCUAUGGAGCCCGCGAACCUUGAUCUCCAGUCCCCGACCAAGCUCAGUGCCAGUGGGGAGGACUCUACCAUCCCCCAAGCCAGCCGGCUCAAUAAUCUCGUGAACAGGUCCCUGGCAGGCUCCCCCCGAAGCAGCAGUGAGAGUCACUCACCACUCUACAUGCACCCCCCAAAGUGCACAUCCUGCGGCUCUCAGUCCCCACAGCAUACAGAGAUGUGCCUCCAUACUGCUGGGCCCACGUUCCCGGAGGAGAUGGGGGAAACCCAGUCAGAGUAUUCGGAUUCUAGCUGUGAGAAUGGGACCUUCUUCUGCAACGAAUGUGACUGCCGUUUCUCUGAGGAGGCCUCGCUCAAGAGGCACACGCUGCAGACGCACAGUGACAAACCAUACAAAUGUGAUCGCUGCCAGGCCUCCUUCCGCUACAAGGGCAACCUCGCCAGCCACAAGACUGUCCACACGGGUGAGAAACCCUAUCGCUGUAACAUUUGUGGAGCGCAGUUCAAUCGGCCAGCCAACCUGAAGACCCACACUCGAAUUCACUCUGGAGAAAAGCCCUACAAAUGUGAAACCUGUGGGGCCAGGUUUGUUCAGGUGGCCCACCUCCGUGCCCACGUGCUCAUCCACACUGGAGAGAAGCCGUACCCCUGUGAAAUCUGUGGCACUCGCUUCCGGCACCUUCAGACUCUGAAGAGCCAUCUGCGCAUCCACACAGGAGAGAAACCUUACCAUUGUGAGAAGUGUAACCUGCACUUUCGUCACAAAAGCCAACUGCGACUUCAUUUGCGCCAGAAGCACGGCGCCAUCACCAACACCAAGGUGCAAUACCGCGUGUCGGCCGCUGACCUGCCUCCGGAGCUCCCCAAAGCCUGCUGAAUGAAGCAUGGAGUGUUCCUCGCCCUUUCCUCUCCAGCCCCUUCUCAGAAUCUACCCAAAGGAUGCUGUAACACUUUAUACAAAGGUCAUCCCAUGAUGUAGUGCCUCUCUCAUCCACUAGUGCAAAUCAUAGUUGGGGUGGGGGUGGGGGUGGGGUUUGCGGGACCGGGAGCCAAGGCAGCUCCCCUUCCCACACUGCCAUAAAACAUUAAGAAAAUACUAUUGCUUCUUCUCCUAUGUGUAAGGCAAACCCUGUCAGCAAAAAGCAAAUUCAUUUUCUAUAUCAAAGUAGGGGAGAAUGCAGAAGUUCUGACUUGACAGGUUGCAACCGAGGAAUGUAAAUGAUGUGUGGGAACAGAGGUCUCUUUUGUAUGUAAAUGUGUAUUGUUUUAAAAGACAAGACUUCAGUAUGCUGUCAAAGAGAAGGCUUUAAUUUUUUUAACCAAAGGUGAAGGAAUAUAUGGCAGAGUUGUAAAUAUAUAAAUAUAUAUAUAUAUAAUAUAAAUAUAUAAACCUAAAAAGAUAUAUUGAAAAUAUAAAACUGUGUUAAAGGCUCGAUUUUGUAUCUGCAGGCAGACACGGAUCUGAGAAUCUUUAUUGAGAAAGAGCACUUAAGAGACUAUUUUAAGUAUUGCGUCUGUAUAAGUAAGAAAAUAUUUUGUCUAAAAUGCCUCCGUGUAUUUGUAUUUUUUUGCAAGUGAAGGUUUACAAAUUUACAAAGUGUGUAUUAAAAACAAAAAGAACAAAAAAAAAAGCUGCAGAAGGAGAAAUGUAUACUUUUGUUCCAGUUUUCAGUUUGUACAUACCUGUAAUGUGUCCUCACGGUGCCUUUUUACACGGAAGUUUUCAAUGAUGGACGGGUGUGCGCCAUCCCUUUUUGAAGUGUAGGCAGACACAGGGACUUGAAGUUGUCACUAACUAAACUCUCUUUGGGAAUGUUUGACUCCUCCCACAUUCUGCGUCAUGCUUGUCGUUAUAAUUACUCCGGAGACAGGGUUUGGCUGUGUCUAAACUGCAUUAGUGCGUUGUAAAAUAGAGCUGUACAAAACAUAAGAAUAAAACAUUGAAAAGUC